Centropristis striata (black sea bass) is the source of this 1347-nucleotide messenger RNA. It is a transcript of the gene rpa2, whose product is annotated as replication protein A2. The transcript has 9 exons. The record is from RefSeq and is a predicted model, not a curated record. Lineage: Eukaryota; Metazoa; Chordata; Actinopteri; Perciformes; Serranidae. Gene Ontology annotation, molecular function: DNA binding. Gene Ontology annotation, biological process: double-strand break repair via homologous recombination; DNA replication; nucleotide-excision repair. Gene Ontology annotation, cellular component: chromosome, telomeric region; site of double-strand break; DNA replication factor A complex. Bases 136 to 963 code for a protein of 275 amino acids.
UGCUACACGCAUGCGCUGUGUAUUGAGUUUUUCGCGGGACGACACAGGGAAGUCUUAAGCACUGCUGUCACUGCGCCACAGUGUUCAUAACAUUUAAUAUUUCAUUUUAAUUAUCUUUAAUAACAAGGAACCAACAUGUGGAACCAGGGAGGAUACACUGAUUCAAGCAUGGGUGGAGGUUACACUCAGUCUCCAGGAGGAUUUGCAUCACCUGCUGCAUCUCAGGGAGGAGAAAAGAAAGGAAGGACCCGUGCCAACCAGAUCAUCCCCUGCACAGUGUCCCAGCUGAUGUCUGCCUCCCAGGCUGACGAGGCCUUCAGAGUAGGAGAUGUGGAAGUGGCCCAGGUUACUAUUGUGGGAAUCAUCAGGAGCACAGACAAGUCCAUGACCAACAUCCAGUACAAGGUGGACGACAUGACGGGAGCUCCAAUGGAUGUGAAGCAGUGGGUCGACACUGAGGACCCCGGAGUGGACAGCGCCGUCCUGCCUCCAGGGACGUACGUCAAAGUCUCUGGCAACCUGCGCUCCUUCCAGAACCACAGAUCAGUGGUGGCGUUCAGUGUCCGUCCCCUGGAGGACAUGAAUGAGAUCACCUCCCACAUGCUGGAGGUGGUCCAGGCUCACAUGGCGCUCAGCAAACCCAACACCAUGUCUGGUGCUGGAGGAGGAAUGAGCAGCAACAUCACGUCAAUGUCCAAACCAGGUCUGACCAACACAGGAGGGAGCUACGCAGGAGCCAUGGACAUGGCCAACAAUGGGUUGAGUGGAAACCAGAAUCAGGUGCUGAGUUUGAUACGAGGCUGCCCGGAUCCACAGGGAAUCAGCAUCUACGACGUAAAACAGAGGCUCGGCACCAUGAGUAUGGCUAUCAUAAAGCAGGCUGUGGAUUUCCUAAGCAACGAAGGCCACAUAUUCUCCACCAUCGACGAAGAUCACUACAAAUCAACAGACAGCGAUAAUUAAGACUCCUCCAUCUUUCUGCCACCAGUUAUUUGAGUUUCACCUGAUAGAAGUUAUUAUCAGGUUUUAUAACUCAAAGUCAUCCUGUAAAUCCUUCUGUCUUUAAUAGACUGUGAUGUCUCUGUGGUCGGCGUUGUUUGAAGAACACAUGGUUUAAAGCGAAACCUUUUUUGGUUUACUGUAUCCCUGAGGUUGCUUCUGCUAUUUUGCAACUCCCGAAGGUGUUGCUGUCGAGGUGGCCGUUGUUAAAGCAGUUAAAUACUGUUGUUCUAUAUUUCCCACUUCCAUGGCAAAGAAUUGUGUAAUUUUAAAGUUUGUAAUACAAGCACUCAAUUUAUUUUUUUUGUCUCUGUUGCCACAAUUAAAAUAUUCUACAAAGUACAGUUA